AUGAAGAAUCUAUGUACUGAGGAAAUGUGUCUUGUCGAUCAGAGUCCAGCCACACUAGAAGUAGAUGGCGGCUAUGUGCAGCGUGCCAUUCUAUUGGAGUUGCCGAUGUCGAUUCAAAUGGUGAACACGUGGAGCCGUACGGAGCAAAACUGCAAGUUAGCUGCUUGCGUUACAAGAGAGCAACCCAAGCAACUGCAGAACCAGGCUACUACGUUCCGACAUCCUGCACCACGUCGAGAAGUUGAUCUUCGUUGA
This is a messenger RNA of Angiostrongylus costaricensis, 255 nucleotides long. The record is from the annotation of a GenBank genome assembly. Lineage: Eukaryota; Metazoa; Nematoda; Chromadorea; Rhabditida; Metastrongylidae.